Lingula anatina is the source of this 1914-nucleotide messenger RNA. Its product is annotated as fatty acyl-CoA hydrolase precursor, medium chain-like. NCBI's taxonomy places the organism in Eukaryota, Metazoa, Brachiopoda, Lingulata, Lingulida, Lingulidae. The record is from RefSeq and is a predicted model, not a curated record.
UGGUCCAGCUUGCAUGCAGAGACCCAACCCUUUUGGAUUUCCUAAUCCGAAGAAAAUAUCUGAAGAUUGCCUGACACUCAACGUUUUUGUUCCCGAUACCCCUGGCGUCAAAGCUGUAAUGGUCUGGAUUCAUGGCGGAGGCUACUACACAGGGGGCAGUUUUCACUAUGAUUUCACCGAAUUCGCUGCAAGAGGCGACAUUAUCGUUGUGUCAUUGAAUUAUCGCCUGGGGCCAUUUGGUUUCCUGAGUAUAGAUGGCGCUAAUGCACCUGGAAAUCUGGGACUGUGGGAUCAGAUUGAGGGCCUGAAGUGGGUACAAAACAACAUUGGAGCCUUUGGUGGUGACCCUAAAAAGGUUACUACAUUCGGGGAAUCUGCCGGGGGUAGCAGUAUCUCUCAGCUUGCUCUUACCGCAAAAGCCAAAGGCCUCUUUCACCGUUUCAUUCCUCAGAGCGGGUCCGCCUGGGCAGACUGGACGUGGUCGACGGAAAAAGCUGCAACACUCUCUCUAAGGAUUGGCGACAUUCUAGGCUGCCACGCCGGGGAAACAGAGAGGUCAAAACUCCUCGACUGUCUGCGAAAAACAACAGCUGAACGAUUUCUAGACGCGAGUAUCGUUGCUACCAUAGGUGUCCCUGGCACCCUCCAUUACAGCGCUGAGGUCGACGGCGAUAUGUUUCCAGAAUCCUUAUCAGACAUGUUUAAAAAACCUGAUUCUGAACUCAUACAGCACUUUCGUUCUCUGGACUGUUUGGGAGGUUUCACUGACGGAGACGGGGCGAUAUUGAUCCAUGACAUCGAUAACGGGAUCACCCCUGCAGAAUUACGAGACAAGUUUAUCCCUGAUGUGGCGAAGCAUGUCGCACCUGGCCACAAAGCCGAAAUUGAGAACGUUCUGGUGAAGGAAUACUACAACAACGCAGCUAAUCGAUAUGACACUGCUAACCGCUACGUCGACAUCUUGACGGACUGGGAUUUAGCAGGACCGAUGGCAAUUCUGACAGAUAAACACGUGUCACCAGGUGGUGGCUCUACAUACCUGUACUACCUCACAAAGGCACCUUCAUUUGGCUACGUUUUGAAAUUCCCUCCUUGGUUCGAUCGGUCCAACCACGGAGACGACAUUUCGUAUCUCCUUGGUCCAGAUCACCCCACAAUGUUUGAUGACGGCGUCGAGUUUGAUGACGGUGACAAGAGGAUUUCUUACGAAAUGAUGAAGUAUUGGGCAAACUUUGCUAAAACAGGGGAUCCUAACAAACCAGACAUUCCCACCACGACCUGGCCACCAUACACAUCAGACAAGAAAGAAUACAUCGAGUUAGGUGACGUCACCAAGUCUGCUUCUAACGUCAUACCAAGUCGUUGGAAGCUGUGGGUGACCACCAUCCCGGAGAUCCAGGCGUCCCCCGUGGUCUCUAAAGCUCGCGGACGCUGUCCCCCGUAUCUUUGUCAUUGUUGCGGGUACGAUGUCUGCCUGGACGACAAGUAUCUGAACUAAAAGCAAACAAAAUGUAAUGUAAAGAGAACAUAACCCUUUCCUAAAGGACGUUCAGUUGGACUCUAAGGGAAGCCUACAGGUCUCUAUCGGACAUCCUCUGAUUCCUGUACAACAUGUUUAAUUUUACUAAUGUUAUUGGAUUUGCUAUAAAUAAGAUGUUUUAAUGCUGAAUAAGAAGCUCAAAUAUUGUCAUGUUGAACUUCUGUCUUCGACGUUUAAUUUGAUUUGGCGGUAAUAUCCUGGUUAGUAGAACUUUAAUAUUGUAAUAUGUUUGAGCUGGUUAUUUGGAAUUAAAGGGCCGCGUCGUUCCGAAUCCACGCAGACAUUGGGUUCUUUGCCGCAUUUUAUGAUAGAGGUUCAACUGAUGCAAUUUACAGGCGCCAUUUUUUUCAAAAUAACCUCUUUUCUUUGUACGA